AUGAUCCGAUUAUCAUCACCCGGAUUCGCGAUUUACCCUCGAUUUCAAAACAAUCACUUCGUAAAAUCCCAGAAAUCGACUUUUCUUCCCGCUCAAAUCGGGUCACGGCGGAGGAACUUCACCGGAAUCAGAUCGGAAACCGGCGGCGACGGAUUCGAUUCUGUGGCUUACGAGUCUGAGAGGCUGAGUCUCGACGCGGCGGCGAUGGAGGAUAUGGCGGAGACGGCGAAGAAAGAAAUGGAAUCGGAUACAGAUAGUGACCCGAAAGCUUGGAAAUGGGUAAUCCGAAAGAAGAUGUGGGAUCUAAUGGAAGCUCGGAACUACUCCAUGAACCCUAGACCUGUUCAUCAUCGGAUCCCUAAUUUCAUCGGUGCAUCAGCUGCUGCCGGAAAAUUAGCUGAGCUUGAGGCUUUUCGUAAAGCUAAUGUCGUGAAGGUUAAUCCUGAUUCGCCGCAAAAGCAAAUCAGGUUUCUUACACUUUCUGGUGAUAAGAAGUUAUUGACUCCUCAGCCUAGGCUAAGAACAGGGUUCUUCUCUGUAUUGGAAUCCGGUUUGUUGAAACCGGAAACGAUCAAUGAAGCUUGUACAUCUGUAGGAGUAGCUAAGUAUGGAAGAGCGAUUGGUCUUGAUGAGAAAAUCAAAGUUGAUCUCAUUGUUAUUGGCUCUGUUGCGGUUAAUCCACAAACCGGUGCUCGAUUAGGGAAGGGAGAGGGAUUUGCGGAGCUUGAGUAUGGAAUGUUGCGUUACAUGGGAGCUAUCGAUGAUUCAACACCCGUUGUUACAACCGUACAUGACUGUCAGCUCGUGGAUGAUAUACCCCUCGAGAAACUGGCGAUUCACGACGUUCCUGUGGAUAUCAUUUGCACUCCUACUCGAGUCAUUUUCACAAAUACACCAAUACCGAAACCGCAAGGAAUCUAUUGGGACAAACUCUCGCCGGAGAAGCUACAACAGAUUCGGAUAUUGAGAGAGCUAAAGAAACGGUUGGAAAAAGAGAUUGGACGUAAACUUCCGACCGGACCAGCUGAGAAAUUACCUCCCAGGGCUGGACGCAAACGCCGGUAA
Messenger RNA from Arabis nemorensis, 1065 nucleotides. The record is from the annotation of a GenBank genome assembly. NCBI's taxonomy places the organism in Eukaryota, Viridiplantae, Streptophyta, Magnoliopsida, Brassicales, Brassicaceae.